Passer montanus (Eurasian tree sparrow) is the source of this 3324-nucleotide messenger RNA. It is a transcript of the gene RSAD2, whose product is annotated as radical S-adenosyl methionine domain containing 2. Lineage: Eukaryota; Metazoa; Chordata; Aves; Passeriformes; Passeridae. Bases 241 to 1305 code for a protein of 354 amino acids. The transcript is spliced from 6 exons. Gene Ontology annotation, biological process: defense response to virus; positive regulation of immune response. Gene Ontology annotation, cellular component: endoplasmic reticulum; endoplasmic reticulum membrane; mitochondrion. The record is from RefSeq and is a predicted model, not a curated record. Gene Ontology annotation, molecular function: 4 iron, 4 sulfur cluster binding; catalytic activity.
GGCGGGGAGGGGAGCAUUUAAGUGCGGAGCGCCGGACACCUCUGCAGCUUGCGAGCCGAGCCGAGCCGAGCCGAGCCGGGUCGGAUUGAGCUGAACCGAGACCAGCCGAACUGACUCCAGCCGAAUCAAGUCCGGUGGAACUGUUCCCAGGCGGGUCCAAAAGCGCAUCGCAUCCCGCCGGGUCCGAGCCGAGCCGAGCCGAGCCGAGCCGAGCCGAGCCGAGCCGAGCCGAGCCGAGCCAUGCAACUGGCCCUGCUGGCCCGGCUGCUGUCCGUCGGGCGGGCGGUGCUGGCGGCGCUGCGAGGGCGCCUGGGCGCGCUGUGCUGGAGCCUGGCUCCCUUUUCCCUGUCCCUGUCCCUGUCCCUGCCCGGCUGGCGGGACUCGCCCCCCCGGCCGCAGCGGGAGCAGGAAGGGGACGAGGCUCCCCCGACGCCCACCAGUGUCAAUUACCACUUCACCCGGCAGUGCAACUACAAGUGCGGCUUCUGCUUCCACACGGCCAAAACCUCCUUCGUGCUGCCCCUGGAGGAGGCCAAGCGGGGGCUGGCGAUGCUCAAGGAAGGAGGAAUGGAGAAAAUCAAUUUCUCGGGAGGAGAACCGUUUCUUCAGGACAGAGGCGAAUUCGUAGGCAAACUGGUCCAGUUUUGCAAGCAGGAGUUGGAGCUCCCAAGUGUCAGCAUUGUUAGCAAUGGCAGCCUGAUCAGAAAGCAGUGGUUCGAGAAGUAUGGUGAAUAUUUAGAUAUUCUGGCAAUUUCAUGUGAUAGUUUUGAUGAGGAUGUCAACGUUUUAAUUGGCCGUCGUCAAGGAAAGAAGAACCAUGUGGAAAAUCUGCAUAAACUGAGGCAGUGGUGCCGAGAGUAUGCUGUUGCUUUUAAAAUAAAUUCAGUCAUCAACAGAUUUAAUGUUGAGGAAGAUAUGAAUGAGCAGAUCAAGGCACUCAACCCUGUGCGCUGGAAGGUGUUUCAGUGCCUGCUUAUUGAAGGGGAGAACAGUGGUGAGGAUGCUCUAAGAGAAGCAGAAAAAUUUGUUAUCAGUGAUGAAGACUUCGAUCGGUUCUUGGAUCGCCACAAAGAUGUUUCCUGCUUGGUACCUGAAUCUAAUCAGAAGAUGAGGGAUUCAUACCUCAUUCUGGAUGAAUAUAUGCGUUUUUUAAACUGUAGAAAUGGACGGAAAGAACCUUCCAAGUCUAUCCUGGAUGUUGGUGUAGAAGCAGCUAUAAAAUUCAGUGGAUUUGAUGAGAAGAUGUUCCUAAAAAGAGGAGGAAAGUAUGUGUGGAGUAAAGCCGAUAUGAAACUGGACUGGUGACUCAAUAUACCGUGUUAGGGCAGUGCAUUCUGUAAAAAUAGGUAUAUCUUUAUAGGUGAGUGUAUACUUGUAUCUAAUGCUUUUAAUUACACUUGGUAUUUUACACAGACUGAUGUUCAGUAUAACUCUACAUGUGAAUAUGUUACAUGCUCUUUAAAUGCAGAUUACAUUGUCUAUUACUUUCUUGAGCGUGACCAAAUACUUUCAGAGCUUUCACAUGAACAGUUCUCUGAAAUAAACUUUCUAGUCCAUUGCACGAAGGACUAAAAGGCAAACUAUUUUUAUGAAAUACUACAUGAGUGUGCAUGCCAGAUAACAAGCAAAAAACCACUCCAAACUCGAAUUCAUUCUAAACAGCUGUAAUGAUGGAGAAGUCAAAAUUCUUAUCAGGGAACACAUUCUGCCUGUUUCUCAGGGCAAAAUAGAUUGCAGUUCCCGGGUAGAUCACUGGAGGGCCAGCUGGCAGACCUCUGGAAGCACCUUCUGCUUUUUUCAGGGGUAAUAGAGGGUCAGAAUCCAGGAAUCUUGAAGUAAUAAUGUAUCUAAAAUGAAAUCAAGGUGAAAAAACGGGCAGUUUUUAUUCUUUAAAACUUAAUUGUAACAGCGUCUUUUCCCUCUCCUCUGUAUACACACAUGAUAUUUGCAAGAAUGUUGAGCCAUGUAAUUUUCUGUGAAAACAUAUUUUUAGUCAUGAAAAAAUAUUAUAUUCAUCCAUCCUAAAACCUAGAGGUACAUUUUACCUGAUGAUAAUCAACAUGAUAUUUCACAUUGGAAAUGCCCUUCAAAUAUUUGUUCUAACAAAUAUUUGCAGGGAAACAUUGUUUUCAUUUUAUUAGUAUCUCAAUUUUCCUUUUAUCUGCAAAUAUUGAUUUAUUAUUUUAAACUAUUUUUGAACUGUGGGCAUAUAGUUCUGAUGAAUAUUCCUUCUUAAACUAAUUAAUACCAUGCAGAACAACCCAACAUAUAUCUUCUGUUGCAUACUAGCUUUUUAUCUUGCUAAGCCAUGGAACUACAAACAGCAAUGUUCAUAUAUCAAGCAACCUUAUUUUAAAAGUUGUUUGUCUCAGUAACUAAUUAGCUUGCUGGUUAUAAAACUGCAGACUUUAAAUGAAACUAAUUUGGUUUUGUGAGAGCUACCUUUGAUUUUAAGAGCACAUAGCAUCAAUAUAAAAUACAAAAAAAAAAUCCCCAAAACCUGAAAAAUAAUCUAAUAUACUGCCCUCAUUCUUGGUUUUCUGGCAAGUGUUAUGGCUUUAUAAUUGCAUGUUUUCAAAUUUUACUAGUCCCAUCCUCCCUCUGUCUGAAGGGCACAGGGAUAGGCACUGCACAGAGCAAAAGUGAGAUGACACUACUCAUUCAUCCUGUGCUAAACUCAAUGUCUGGACUGUCUCACACAUUUAAAUAUUUGCAGCAGUUGGGAGCCAGCAUGCAUUAAAUAUACCACAUAGAGAAAAUGACACCUUACUCAAUUUUUUUGGAAAUGCUAGUUGAUUUUUUAAAGAAGUUUUUGAAAGAAAUGUUUUGCAUUCACUUAAUGCAUCUUCAAAUUUGAAGGGGGAAAAUGCUUAAGUAGGAGCUAUUACUUCUGUGUAAAGGAAAGUGCUCCUAUGAAUACUCUGUGAAAAUGGUUCCAUUUUGUAAUUCCUUCAGUUUUUAUUUUUAAUAUCCUAACUGUAAAUAUACUCAGUGGUGCUCUUUUGUCCCUUUGUAUUUUGCAUUUUGCAAUCACAACACUUCCUAGACACUGAUAUUUCAGUAUUUUUUUCCUUGUAUUAACACUAAGUGACAUUUAAAAUGUGGCCCACACACAGUAACCCCACAGUCUUUUGGCAGCUAUUUCACUGACCUUGGCUGGAGUUCUCCCUGGCUCUAUGGGCAGUGCAAAUUUAUGCAACUGGGGUUUGACUUCCCCUGCUCAAAUAUAAAAUGUAGUAUCUUCCUCAGUACCUACACCAUGUUGAUAGAAAAAAAAGCAUUUUCCUUUGUUGUUGUCUCAGUCCCAGGAUGGGGAAAGAUUUA